ACAGGGUGCAUCUAAUAGAUGAUGAUCUGUCAUAUGAGGAUGUCAAGAAAUGCUACCGUGGUUCUAUGGUGUAGUUGCAGCAUCUACCAGCAGGGACUAAUGGGAACAUGCUAACUAGCUAAACAUUGACCUUGACUAAAUGUUAUCUCAAAAGUUUCUAGCCUGAGAUCUGACAAACAAAUCUUUUUUAUACAAACACGAUUCAAAAAAGUUGGGACACUGUACAAAUUGUGAGUAAAAAAAGGAAUGGAAUAAUUUACAAAUCUCAUAAGCUUAUAUUUUAUUCACAAUAGAAAAUAGAUAACAUAUCAAAUGUUGAAAGUGAGAAAUUUUUAAAUGUCAUGACAAAUAUUGGCUCAUUUUGGAUUUCAAGAGAACUACACAUUCCAAAAAAGUUGGGACAGGUAGCAAUAAGAGGCUGGAAAAGUUAAAUGUACAUAUAAGAAACAGCUGGAGGACCAAUUUGCUACUUAUUAGGUCAAUUGGCAACAUGAUUGGGUAUAAAAAGAGCCUCUCAGAGUGGCAGUAUCUCUCAGAAGUCAAGAUGGGCAGAGGAUCACCAAUUCCCCCAAUGCUGCGGCGAAAAAUAGUGGAGCAAUAUCAGAAAGGAUUUCUCAGAGAAAAAUUGCAAAGAGUUUGAAGUUAUCAUUAUCUACAUUGCAUAAUAUAAUCCAAAGAUUCAGAGAAUCUAGAACAAUCUCUGCGUUAGGGUCAAGGCCGAAAAACCAUACUGGAUGCCUGUGAUCUUCUGGCCCUUAGACUUCACUGCAUCAUAUACAGGAAUGCUACUGUAAUGGAAAUCACAACAUGGGCUCAGGAAUACUUCCAGAAAACAUUGUCGGUGAACACAAUCCACUGUGCCAUUCACCAUUGCCGGCUAAGACUCUAUAGGUCAAAAAAGAAGCCAUAUCUAAACAUGAUCAAGAAGCGCAGGCGUUUUCUCUGGGCCAAGGCUCAUUUAAAAUGGACUGUGGCAAAGUGGAAAACUGUUCUGUGGUCAGACGAAAUCAAAAUUUGAAGUUCUUUUUGGAAAACUGGGACGCCAUGUCAUCCGGACUAAAGAGGACAAGGACAACCCAAGUUGUUAUCAGCGCUCAGUUCAGAAGCCUGCAUCUCUGAUGGUAUGGGGUUACAUGAGUGCGUGUGGCAUGGGCAGCUUACACAUCUGUAAAGACACCAUCAUUGCUGAAAGGUAUAUCCAAGUUCUAGAACAACAUAUGCUCCCAUCCAGAUGUCAUCUCUUUCAGGGAAGACCUUGCAUUUUCCAACAUGACAAUGCCAGACCACACACUGCAUCAAUUACAACAUCAUGGCUGUGUAGAAGAAGGAUCCGGGUACUGAAAUGGCCAGCCUGCAGUCCAGAUCUUUCACCCAUAGAAACCAGUAAGACCUAAGACAGUUGAGCAACUAGAAGCCUGUAUUAGACAAGGAUGGGACAACAUUCCUAUUCCUAAACUUGAGCAACUUGUCUCCUCGGUCCUCAGAGUUUGCAGACUGUUAUAAAAAGAAGAGGGGUGCCACACAGUGGUAAACAUGGCCUUGUCCCAACUUUUUUUGAGAUGUGUUGAUGCCAUGAAACUUAAAAUCAACUUAUUUUCCCAUUAAAAUUAUACAUUUUCUCAGUUUAAACAUGUGAUAUGUAAUUUAUGUUGUAUUCUGAAUAAAAUAUUGAAAGGUGAAACUUCCACAUCAUUGCAUUCUGUUUUCUUUCACAAUUUGUACAGUGUCACAACUUUUUUGGAAUCGGGUUUGUACAACCAGUGCUGUUUUCUGAGAAAUAAACAUAUCCGUCUUCAGCUAUCAUGAGGUGGAAAAGGCACCACAUUUACAGAAUUUGGUGUUCUGGUGGUUUUUAGUACUCCUGUGUCCUAGCAGAGUAACAUUCAACCCAUUAAUCACUUAAUAUAUUGGAGUAUGUUUUAAAAGACAAUAAUAUUCCAGUCUUUGUGCUUGAAAUUUUCAGGUUUAAUUCAAUGUGUGACUUGUUGGUUUUGUGUAAUUAUUUGUGUAAAAUUCAUAGAAAUUGCUGAGCAAAUAUUGUUUGUUUUUUCAGUGUAGGAACAUGUUCCAGUAACAUUUGGAACAUGACGUCACACAGACAGGCAUCUGAGAUCAGUUUGAUUUGAGAAAGGGGAAAUGAUUUAACAAGAUUUUUUAAAAACCACUGCGUGGAUUUUUAUCACUAUAUGGUGGUUGUGUACACACACUGCCGACACACAUUUCAGUUCAAACAACUUGUAAAAGUACAUGUAACAUCUGAUGACCCUUUUAAGUGUAAAUAUGUUUUGGGUCUCUGUACAAAUGAUUCUGGUGCCUGUCUUUGAGUUAUCAGUUUGAUUUCAGACUAGAUUCUGUGACCACAGCUUUGCUACUCAGGAAGUUUAAAUCAAAGAUUAGCUCUGCACCUCCAGGCCUAUAGCCUUGGUUAUAGAAUUAAGAUAUAUUGCUUUUUAUCACAGCUUACAAACAGACAAGCAGGGUUAAACAGUUGACUGGAUCAGCUCAUCUACAUAAUGAACAUCCAUCAUCCUAAUGAUCUGUUGUGCAUCGGUGUGCUCUGAAACGCUCUGAGCUGCAGGAAGCAAGAGUGAGAGAGUGCCAGUGAAGAUAAAUCUGCUAGAAACAAGCCCACAAGUUUUUCCAUCAACGUGCAGUGGGUGUUUCUGCUCUGUGCCUGUGACGGGGCAGUGAAGAAAAAGAAAGAGAGAGAGAGAGAGAUGCUUCUGAAGUAAGAAGAAACGCUGUGUUAGCUCACAGGAAGCGGACGAAGCUAAGUUGGCUCUUGUGUCCCGGGACAGUGGAAAGGAACAGAGUAUCUGCGAAGCUGCCUCUCGAUUGGUGUGGAGUGUUUGUGUCGUGUCAGCAUGCUCAGCUUGGUGCAGAGCUCACAUCCCUUACGAGAAAGAGCCAGGCUGCAGAAGAGCUGUGCGAAGCAGCUGAUUUCUCUUUCCUCUGCUUCCUCACAGACCGUCAGCAAGUACAAUGCGCAGUACCACAAGCUUUUCCAGAGCGUUCCCAAAGAAGAGCUCCUGAUGAAAGUUUACUCCUGUGCCCUGCUGCGAGACAUCCUGCUGCAAGGCCGACUCUACAUCUCUCGAAACUGGCUGUGUUUCUACGCCAACCUCUUUGGUAAAGACAUCAAGGUGGCCAUUCCUGUUGCGUCCGUGCGGUUGGUGAAGAAACAUAAGACAGCAGGUCUGGUUCCUAAUGGCUUGGCUAUCACCACAGACAGCAGUCAGAAGUACGUGUUUGUAUCUCUGCUGUCCAGAGAUAGCGUCUAUGAUGUGUUGAGACGCAUCUGCACACAUCUACAGGUCAAUGGGAAGAAGAUCCUAAGUCUCAAGCAGUACAUGGAGGAACCCAACUCUUUAUCUCUGGAUGAGUUCCCUGUCCCUGAAGUUUUCCCAGUACCAGAUGAGUUUCCUCCAGUGCUGAAGUGGAGGAGGAAGCCGUCAGUUGUGUCUGUGGCUUCUUCUCUUCCUGACUUACUGGGAAACUCCACUGGCAGCCUGAAUGCUGUAGAUGCCCCCUUCCAAACAGACAAGCCUCUGGAGGAUCAAAGUCUGGAAACCAAGAAGAUCCUCCUGACAGAAACGAUACCAGAACUGGGUCAGAUGGAGUACCAGCUACUGAAAUUCUUCAUCUUGCUCAUUAUCCUGCUCAUCCUGUCGUCGUGUUACCUGGCCUUUCGUGUCUGCAGCCUGGAGCAGCAGCUCUCUUUCCUCAGUAACAACCCUGCACUGACUCUCAGAGAGAGGUAACUACUGACGGUCACCACUGCACUUUACAGAGAAGUCGGUCCAGCGCUGGCGCUCUCUCUCUCUCUCUGUGGCCACCUUGCAACUAUGCAAACAAACUCUCUUAUGUAUUAAUGCAAAGUUCAUCUCAGAUUGUGUUAACAAUGAGCCUGACUUAAGAACAGAAGACUGGAAGUGUUCUCACACAGUCAUUCUGUGUUACUGGAUCCAAGCAGAAAGGACUCGACUGUCCUACACAGAAUAUAGACUGCAAGUCCUGUUUAUUACAGUGAUGGAAUAUUAUAGAAGGCUCUGUUUCCACCAACAAAAACUCUUCUUGUGGUCACUUGUCACCUAAUAAGGACAAAUGUAUCAAUCGCUUUACAUCAAAUCAGCUGAAUGACUUUCCAUAGGUUAUAAAUAUCUUGAAUGUGUAUAGCUCAGGAUCUAAUGCAGUACAUUAAGAUAAGAUUAUUUUAUUUAUUUAUAUGCAAGCCACUUGCCAUGUUCUAGCUCUUCCAAUAGGAUUUAGAAGACAGCAUCAUGAAAAUAUCUAAUAUGUGUGAUCAGGUCGUCAUCAGUCUUACUGUGUUUUCACAGCUUGAUCGGCUCGAGUCAGUGACCUGGGCAAAAUGUUUAUGGCAUAUUGAAUGUUUAGUCGAGUAAAUUUUGAAGCUGUAGAAUUCAUGGACAAUAAAAUGUUAUUUUAAUUUUCAUGUA
Carassius gibelio (silver crucian carp) is the source of this 4457-nucleotide messenger RNA. Its product is annotated as GRAM domain-containing protein 2A-like. The record is from RefSeq and is a predicted model, not a curated record. The coding region runs from base 2865 to 3761 and encodes 298 amino acids. Gene Ontology annotation, biological process: regulation of store-operated calcium entry. Gene Ontology annotation, molecular function: phosphatidylinositol-4,5-bisphosphate binding. NCBI's taxonomy places the organism in Eukaryota, Metazoa, Chordata, Actinopteri, Cypriniformes, Cyprinidae. Gene Ontology annotation, cellular component: organelle membrane contact site; extrinsic component of cytoplasmic side of plasma membrane; endoplasmic reticulum membrane. The transcript is spliced from 10 exons.